Molecule: messenger RNA, 291 nt
Organism: Penicillium waksmanii
Lineage: Eukaryota; Fungi; Ascomycota; Eurotiomycetes; Eurotiales; Aspergillaceae
Exons: 1
Coding region: 1-291 (96 amino acids)
Source: RefSeq, a predicted model, not a curated record
AUGUCGUCCAAUAAGGAGAAUAUCCUGCGCUUCCCUGGCAGUACCGACCCGAAGUUUGCCGCAAAGCCCUCGCAAACUCAGUCGCAGUCGCAGUCCGGUUGGAGCGAGCAGGACAGUUCCAAAUGGAGUCCUAUUCAGUCCUUCAGUAGCCACAUGGACAACCAGGGCCAUCCAGUGGCCGAUCCUAUCGGUGGUGAAGAUGGCCCCAUGAAAGGCCAGAAGAAGGGCCAUAUCGAUGAAAAUAGCGAUCUAUUUGAUGCUAUGAAUGCGGAGACCGCGGACUUUGAUUAA